GAAAAAAACCUUCUUCUCCACCAAGAAAAGCAAAAUAAAACCCCAAGCAAAUCUCUCUCGCACAAGCACGCUCGCAUUCCCAGUUUUUCCUCUCUGCGUUUUAGUAUAUUUAUUCAAUCAAUCAACCAUGGGUGAUAGCCAGUACUCCUUUUCUCUCACUACUUUCAGUCCUACAGGAAAGCUAGUACAGAUCGAGCACGCAUUGACUGCCGUUGGAUCAGGCCAAACUUCUCUCGGAAUCAAAGCUGCAAACGGUGUUGUUAUUGCAACUGAGAAGAAAUUGCCUUCUAUUUUAGUCGAUGAAUCAUCUGUUCAGAAAAUACAGAAUCUGACACCUAAUAUUGGAGUUGUCUACAGUGGAAUGGGUCCUGACUUUCGAGUUUUAGUUCGGAAAAGUAGGAAGCAGGCAGAACAAUAUCAUAGAUUGUACAAGGAACCAAUUCCUGUCACACAACUCGUGAGGGAAACUGCCGCUGUCAUGCAAGAGUUUACUCAAUCUGGAGGUGUAAGGCCUUUUGGAGUAUCUUUGCUAGUAGCUGGUUUUGAUGACAAAGGUCCACAGCUGUACCAGGUUGAUCCCUCAGGUUCCUACUUCUCAUGGAAAGCCUCAGCAAUGGGAAAAAAUGUUUCAAAUGCAAAAACGUUUCUUGAGAAGAGAUACACUGAUGAUAUGGAGCUUGAUGAUGCUGUACACACUGCUAUCUUGACACUGAAAGAGGGAUUUGAAGGACAGAUCUCUGGGAAAAAUAUUGAAAUUGGGAUAAUUGGUGCUGACAAGCAAUUCAGGGUCCUAACUCCAGCUGAAAUUGAUGAUUAUCUGGCUGAAGUGGAAUAGAGACAUCGUACUAUUUGGCUGAAGUGGAGUUCUUUCCUGUAUGACACCAAUCGAGAUACUCAUGUCACUUUCUUUUGGAAUCUGCUUGACUCAGUUGCUUUUAGCCCAAGUUUCUAUUAAUUCCAAAUUUGUAGAACUGUGAUUUGGAAAUGUUAUGAGACUUCUCUCCAAUCUUAGAUGCUUCUAAAGUCGCGCAACGAUGUGAUUUCCUUUAUGAUACGUUUGACAGAUGGCUGGAAAUUGGUCUUUUCAAUGAUACUCAUCUCACUCCAA
This is a messenger RNA of Populus euphratica (Euphrates poplar), 1108 nucleotides long. Its product is annotated as proteasome subunit alpha type-2-A. Lineage: Eukaryota; Viridiplantae; Streptophyta; Magnoliopsida; Malpighiales; Salicaceae. The coding region runs from base 128 to 835 and encodes 235 amino acids. Gene Ontology annotation, biological process: ubiquitin-dependent protein catabolic process. The transcript has 10 exons. Gene Ontology annotation, cellular component: proteasome core complex, alpha-subunit complex; proteasome core complex. The record is from RefSeq and is a predicted model, not a curated record.